Molecule: messenger RNA, 942 nt
Organism: Acanthosepion pharaonis
Lineage: Eukaryota; Metazoa; Mollusca; Cephalopoda; Sepiida; Sepiidae
Source: the annotation of a GenBank genome assembly
AUGAUCCUUCGUUUUCAUAGUCGUUCUUCCUCGGUCUUUCAUUCCAUCGUUCAUCUUUUAGCCUUUCACUUUCUUUCUCGCUUUCAUCGGUCUAUCUCUCUAUCUCUUGUUUCCUGCUUCACCUCCUCCCUUUCCUCUUCCUUCGUAUUUUUGUCUCACUCCUUCUACGCUUUCUUUCGCUUUCUCAUCCUCCUUCCUUCGUUUGCUAUUCCCUAUCUUCGUCCAGCUACUCAUCUCUUUUUAAUCCUCGUCCCCUACCUCGUCUUUAUUGUUCUUCACCCCCCUCACUUCCUCGCUGUUUUUCCUUUGACUCUCCUCUUAUCUUCCUCGCUUUUCUCCUCUCUUAUUCCUCGCUUUUCUCUCUUUCUAUUCCUCCUUCGCUCUGUCACACUACUUCCCUUCCUGAUCGCCCUGCUGUCUCGCCUCUUCCUCGUCUUGCUUUUUCUUUCUUAUUCCAUCUCUAUCCAGUUUUUCUCUUUUUUUCUCUUCAUUUUCCGGCUCUUCGUUCCUAUUCUUUUUUCCUUUUUCUCCCCUUCUAUCUCUACAUUCCUUUCUCGUCGUCUUUCUUUUCUCCUCCCUUUCUACUCUUUCUGGUCGUCCUACGCUACGCCUCUUCCUCCUCUUUUCAACUUCCUUUCCACAUCGUCACCGACGUCUUAUCGUUGCCUUUUUCCUCCCAUUUCUUCACUUGCUCUUCCUCUCUUUCUCUUUCUUAUUCACCACAGCCAAUCCCCCUUUUUCUCUCUCUCUCUCUCUCUCACACACACACACACACACAUCUUUAUUCACACACUUCUUUUUAAUUUCUACCUCUUCCUUCUUAUUUACUCCCACCUACUCCUACUUAUCGAUAUUUCUCUCUUUAAUUCUCUUUAUUUCCCGUCUUUCUCUCUCUCUCUCUCUCUCUCUCUCUCUCUCUCUCUCUCUUAUAUAAGUCCUUAA